Drosophila nasuta is the source of this 264-nucleotide messenger RNA. RefSeq lists its product as uncharacterized. The coding region runs from base 34 to 186 and encodes 50 amino acids. Lineage: Eukaryota; Metazoa; Arthropoda; Insecta; Diptera; Drosophilidae. The transcript has a single exon. The record is from RefSeq and is a predicted model, not a curated record.
UAAAUCCGAACUCGAUUGAAUUCAACAUAAAAAAUGCUGUCUACAAAUUUCUUCUUCUACUUGUUGGUGAUUGCAAUGCUGCUGGUCUUCACAGCACCUGCAGCUGAGGGUACCUUCUUCCUCAUCGCUUGCUUGUUGCGAUCACCGCUGUGUCCAUUCCGUACAACGACUCCUGCAUCAGCCUAAUACACCUAAUACACUCGGAUUAAUUGGUUUCAUAUUGUGCAUAAAGAAAUAAAAAUGAGUAUAUAAGUUUGCAUUGAA